AUGGCCGUGGCUCUAUCUCCACUAUAUUCCCCUUCCUUAACUCAACCGCUUGUUCUCGCUCCUCGCUGGACCACAACCACUUUUUCGUAUCCACCCCAGACUUCGAUCCCGACUUUCACGUCGACGUCAUCGUCGUCAAGUUUGCCAACUCCGGUAGCUCAAACUUCAUCCUCAAUAUUUGUUUCUCUACCGACGCCGUCGCCCACAUCAACUACUAAUCCUUCCCCCGGGUCCUCGUCCGAGCAGUCAGGCAAGUCUUUGUUGGUUUGCUCAGGCAUCAGAGAAAAUUCGGAAAUCGCUGGUCUCGGUAUCCGGAUUUCUUUCUAUGCGACGAGUUUCCUCGCCGUCGUUGCCGCAUUGCUUCCGAGAGCGGACAUCGACGGAACCUUCUGGAUCCUAAUGCUCGCCAAUUUGGCUCUCCUUGUCUCGUCAAUCGUUCAAGCAUCCAUACACAAUCUUUCGUUGUACACUGCAAUUCUCAUAUCCUAUCUGCUCAUUCUCCACCUUACUUCGGCCUCUACUGUCUUGAUUAUCAGAGCAUCACAGGGGCAGAAGGUUCACUGGAGAUAUACACCAUUUUUGGUUCUCCAGAGUAUUUUAAUCCUGGCGCUGGCGAUCUAUGUUUGGUCUCAUGCACAUACCUUUGGAAGUCAGCCAGAGUGUAACCCAGCGACGCAGUUGAUCUUCUUCGGGCACGCCUUUUCGACAACCGGUUCGGGGCGUGUAGCUCCUCUCGUGCUUUUGGCCUUCAUGCUGGCGACUGUUGUUGCUCAGGUUGCUCGAAGCAUCCUGAAUCGAAGCAAUAGGGCGACAGCUGGAUACGAUGAACUAAGGAAUAGUCCCCGACGUGCAGGGGAUUAUUUCGUACUGACCUUUUGGGGCACUUUCUUUUUAGCCCGUUGGCUUUACAUUGUGGUUACCGUUGAGCAGACUAUUCGGAGAAAUUUCCUUAUUCAUAACAGCCACGCUUUUAACUUUGAGCAGAUUUUUCCGCUCCUCACUAUUGGACUCCCCGUCAUUGCGAUCAUAUAUGCUUACUUACCCAGGCAAGAAGCCACCACGAAUCCUUCGCCGGCUCAAGCAUAUUGUAGGAACUGCAACAGCCUCAUGGCCCUUGAUAAUGAGAAGGCAUCUGCGUAG
This is a messenger RNA of Laccaria bicolor S238N-H82, 1140 nucleotides long. RefSeq lists its product as uncharacterized. NCBI's taxonomy places the organism in Eukaryota, Fungi, Basidiomycota, Agaricomycetes, Agaricales, Hydnangiaceae. The record is from RefSeq and is a predicted model, not a curated record. Bases 1 to 1140 code for a protein of 379 amino acids. The transcript is spliced from 6 exons.